This is a messenger RNA of Ylistrum balloti, 615 nucleotides long. RefSeq lists its product as uncharacterized. Lineage: Eukaryota; Metazoa; Mollusca; Bivalvia; Pectinida; Pectinidae. The coding region runs from base 1 to 615 and encodes 204 amino acids. The transcript is spliced from 6 exons. The record is from RefSeq and is a predicted model, not a curated record.
AUGGCAAAUGUCUUCACGAAGCGAACGCGAAAACCACGCACCACAACCCUGUCUGAUUAUAGUGGUUUCGAGACAACUAAACCACGGUACCUCCCCAGAAUCCUGUCUCCUACACGUGUAGCCAACCCUCACCCCCCGGGCCUGAGAUACCAACUCAUUAGUCAGGAAAAGCCGUCGUAUGGCAUUUGGCAUCCCGACUUCAACAAGAUAGCAAAGAGGAUACCCGCCAUGGCAGAUCACUUAAGGUGGGUAAACUUCAGCUGUGGACCCUUCAUACGGCACGUCAACGAAAUAGGCAAGGCCCCCGCCGUCGUGUAUACAGAGACUACCACCUCCCGAAUUAGCUAUCGAAACCCAAGCCUCUUACCCGAGGUCCAGGCCCAGAAAGCUUCACGAUUCAGUCAUACCCCACCCGGGGGUCCCGCCACUGGGAUAGUCCCUAAUCUGAUCCUGUCCAGAUACCCUCCAGUUAUGGACCCCAGAAAAGUCGGACCUUCACAACCACCCAAGGCAGACAGAGCUAUGAUGGAGCCUGAACUAUCGGGGAAGAAACUCGAAAUAGAGCGCAAUACCAGAGCCAGAUGGAAGACAGAAAAGGGAGGGAAAAUGGAGUAA